CUUGCGCAGCCGUCAGCGAUGCCGCCGCCGGCCCUGGCGGCGGCAGCGGCGGCAGUGCCAGUGCCAGCUGAAGUGCUGCUGGUGCUGUUGAGGGUCAACAUUGAUGCGCUCACUUCCUGAUGGGGGUCGUGGCGGGUGUCAUAUGACCCGAGGUCAAUCGUCUGCAUGGCCACUGUGCCUACAUCUCCCAUCAUGCCUCUGAGGUGUCGGCGGCGAUGACCGCCUCUGUGCCCUGUGCCCCAUCCCAAGGAGCCAACCCACAUCUGGCAGAAACAGCUGCGCCAGCGGAAGCGCAUUGUCCGGAUGCAGCAUAUCAGGGCAGCAGAGGUGGCUGUGUGUGCGCGUCUGUGCGGGAAACGAUAGCCAAGAGAGGGCAACUAUGCUCCCUGACGAGGACCGUGACGAUCUUUGCGCGGCCAUAGCCAUGCUGAUCUUGCUUCUGUCGGAGUAUCAGCGCCUCCGUGCACAGGUGGCUGCCAGGCGGCGGCAGUUGCGGGAAUAACUGGGGAGGUGGCUACUCCGCCGCAGCAAGCUGCGGGCCGCCCUCUGCCGAACGAGGCUAGCCAUGCUGGCCGCGUAUGGCGACUACGUCCGCGAGACACGCCGCCGCUUCUGGGUCCGGCCGAGGAGCAAGGACUGGUGGGAGAACUUUGUCCUGAAGGAGUGGGACGAUGAGCAAUGGCUGAGCCAUUUCCGCAUGAGCAGGGGCACCUUUUUUGAAAUCGUGGAGGAGUUGCGGCCGCAUCUGGACAGGAGGUUGACUGUCAUGCGUAGACCUAUCCCAGUGGAGAAACGCCUAGCCAUCACCCUAUGGAGGCUGGCUACCCCUUGCGUCUACAGGACCACAGCAGAGCAGUUCGGGGUAGGCUGCUCUACGGCGGCACAAAUAGUCCUGGAGGUGUGCUUUGCCAUGGAAGUGACCCUCCUAUCUCGUACAGUCAAGAUUGGGAACGUGGCAGAGAUCAUGCAUGGUUUUGGGGAGCUGGGGUUCCCUCAUUGUGUGGGCGCGGUGGAUGGCAGCCAUAUUCCUCUCCAAGCUCCGAUACACCAAGCCUCAGAAUACAUAAACAGGAAGGAUGAGUACUCCAUGAUUCUGCAGGGGACCUGCGACCACAAGGGGCGGUUCAUCAAUGUGGAAAUAGGAUGGAGCGGCAAGAACCAUGAUGCCUAUGUCUUUGCCAACUCAGGCCUCUGUGAGACGAUGGAUGCAGGUGUCUUCGUGCCUACCCAUCCAACAAUCAGAUUGCACGGCCAGCAGAUUCCACCCCUCAUUAUUGCGGAUGGCGCGUACCCUUUGCGUGAGUGGUUGAUGAAACCCUAUGGUGGGGCACUCACUCCACAGCAAGCCCACUUCAACCGCUGUCUUAGGCGAGCACGCCUUGUGGUGGAGCAGGCGUUCGGCCGCCUCAAGGGGAGGUGGCGGAGCAUAGGCGUGCGCCUGGAGCUGGCCGAAGAAAACAUCCCUUCGGUCAUCAGUGCUUGCGUCAUCCUGCACAACAUCUGCGAAACCAAGGGGCACGCCAUGCUCGUGGAGGCGGCGGAGCACAAUUCUGUUGAGCUGGCUACUCUGGGCGAGCCCUACGUCAAUGACGCCAAUCGCCACACCCGGGAAGGGCACAAGGUGCGGGAUGCUGUCAGAGAGUUCCUGUGGGCUAACCGCCGCUGACAGCCUGCCUCAUAAAAUUGGACUGUGCUUCUUCCCCUGUGCAGUCCUUCCAGUCCUUUACCCCAGAGUAACAGCCGUAUGCCCACUUGUGUGCAAUCAACUCUAGGCUAUGUACGCCCACAUGUAUGCAAUAAUAUAUAUGCUAUGUACGCCCACAUGUAUGCAAUAAUAUAUAUGCUAUGUACGCCCACAUGCAUGUUAUUUACUGUUUACUCUGUACAGCACCAUCUACAGUGAUGGUGCUAUAUAAAUUAGUAAUAAUAAUAAACUCCAGUCAAACUGCGCAA
Messenger RNA from Elgaria multicarinata webbii, 1953 nucleotides. RefSeq lists its product as uncharacterized. NCBI's taxonomy places the organism in Eukaryota, Metazoa, Chordata, Lepidosauria, Squamata, Anguidae. Bases 566 to 1666 code for a protein of 366 amino acids. The record is from RefSeq and is a predicted model, not a curated record. The transcript has 2 exons.